AUAUGUUUUGCGUGAAUUGGGCCAUGAAGAGAAGCUAGAAAAUCUUCCACCUAAUUCAGCUCUUGCUGGGCUGUGUGGGGGAAUGAUAAAAGCAUGGAAAAUUUAUGAUAAUCCAAAAGCUGUUAUAAUGAUAGUGGUUGAAGACGUCACAUAUAAUAUUUGUGACCAGCGCUUUCAUGAAUUUUACAUUCGAGAAAAUCAUCCUGAUGUCGGUGUUCUACGUCGAAGAUUCAGUGACCUUAAAGAACAAGCAAAACUGACUGACAACAAGGCUCUUUUUGUCGAUGGUCAUGAGGUGGCUGUUGUGUAUUACCGUACUGCAUAUGAACCAGCUCAGUAUGGAGGAGCUGAAGGCUGGAAGACUCGUUUGCUGAUAGAGCGCUCAAAAGCCAUCAAAUGUCCAAGUAUUCAUUAUCAUCUUGCAGGAACUAAGAAAGUUCAGCAGGCACUAGCACAUCCUGGAUGCUUGGAACGUUUUAUCACUGACUCAGCAAAAGUGGAGGCCAUCAGAGAGAUCUUCACAGGUCUCUAUUCCCUUGAUUUUGAUGAACAUGGUGACAGGGCUGUAGAUAUGGCUAUUGCAAAUCCAGAACGAUAUGUUUUAAAACCACAACGUGAAGGAGGAGGUAACAAUGUAUAUGGACAAAAGAUUCGGGAAAUAGUAGAAAAAAUGAAAUCUUCCAAAGAGAGAACUGCUUGGAUACUUAUGGAACGAAUAGCUCCUCCAGUACAGAAAAAUUAUAUUGUAAGACCAGGGCAGAACAAUUUACCUGAACCAACAGAUGUUGUGUCAGAAUUAGGGAUCUUUGGUGUUGUGAUUGGAGAUGCAGAGAAAAUUCUUGUAAAUGAACAAGUGGGCCAUAUGUUGCGGACAAAAUUGAGCACUGUGGAUGAAGGCGGUGUUGCAGCAGGACUAGGGGCACUUGACAGCCCCUAUCUGGCAGAUCUGUGAUGUAGAUUGCAUACCAUCAACAAGAUGAUAUGAAUUUCCAAGUGCUUUCAUUGAAAAUGUUAUUUAAUACUUGUAUUUCUGUCACUUGUUUUACAGAUUUAUGAGUACAUAUGACAUUUUUGGUUCAUCACAGGCCUACAGAAAACUAUGUAUUGUUAUUUGUAAUUAAUAUUAGUGGGGAAUGUGUAGAGUUGUGAAUGUUGUUGAUAUCUUUUAAAGUUAUUUUUGGUGGGUCAUUAAAUAUUUAAUAAAAGAACAGUAAAGCCACUAUUGUGGUCCUUCGAAUGCUUUAAGAAUCUUGGCCAUCACAGAAGAUCAUUGUUUUAUAUUAAAAUAUGUACUUUGUAAUAAAAAUCACAGAGAUUGAAA
Schistocerca piceifrons (Central American locust) is the source of this 1321-nucleotide messenger RNA. Its product is annotated as glutathione synthetase-like. Gene Ontology annotation, molecular function: ATP binding; glutathione synthase activity; glutathione binding. Lineage: Eukaryota; Metazoa; Arthropoda; Insecta; Orthoptera; Acrididae. The record is from RefSeq and is a predicted model, not a curated record. Gene Ontology annotation, biological process: glutathione biosynthetic process. Gene Ontology annotation, cellular component: cytosol.